AUGAAUACUGAAAUGCUAAUAGAACUAGUGAGAGACCGACCAUGUUUGUACGAUAUGAGCAUGAAAAAGUAUAGUGAUCACGCAUAUAAAGAGAGUGUUUGGAGAGAAAUUGCAUCCACAUUGAAACAACCAGUAAAAGAGUGUAAAAAAAUAUGGGCCAACUUGCGAGAUUCAUAUAGGAGAGCUUUAAAACAUGCAGUUACUAAGUCUGGGCAAAAAUCUAAAAUUAUAAAAAAAUGGAAGUAUGAAGAUGAAAUGCAGUUUUUAAAAACUCAUUUAAAAGAAAGAGAAACAAUUAGUAAUGUCGGUAUAGUGAGUGACGAAGAUGAAGACUCAUUUGAACCUGAUAAGGGUCCGGAAGAGGAAUAUCAACCUCAAUAUCAAAACACUGAACCUGUUAUUGAUAUUACCCAUAAUACUGAUAUUUUUGAUAGUCAAUCAAGUCCAAACACAUCAGUUAAUCAAUCAACACCAAAAGAGACAUCAGUUAAUCAAUCAACACCAAAAGAGUUUCGCAAAAAAACAUCAUUACCAAAAAAAAAUGUAUCAAAUUAUUCAGAAUCUGCAUCUUCAACAUUAAUGAAAUACAUACUAGAAAAAAAAGACGAAGAACAACUAGAGGGAAAAAAGGACUCUAGUGCUAUGGAUCAAUUUUUUUUGAGUAUGUGUUCAACUGUAAAGCAAUUUUCUCCAUACAAUCAACAUCUAGCAAAAACAAAAAUUUUUUCCAUCGUUUCCGAGAUAGAAUUAGACAGCUUGCGACAAACACAACAGCCACUAUUCCAACCAAUUCCACUAUCUACUUCAAACUUUAACUUACAAUCUCGGAUGCAUGUAGAAAAUUUUCAGAUUUCACCUGGUCAACACCAACAAGAUUAUCAUCAGCCUUCAAACCACAGGUAUACACCUCAACAACAUUCUGAAAAUGACCAAGAGGCAUCAAACACAUUUUCAGCAACAACUUUUUUCCAAAAUUUUCAAGCAGGUGCAGAUAGAAACUAA
Messenger RNA from Rhopalosiphum padi (bird cherry-oat aphid), 1002 nucleotides. RefSeq lists its product as uncharacterized. Gene Ontology annotation, molecular function: DNA binding. The transcript has 2 exons. Gene Ontology annotation, biological process: regulation of transcription by RNA polymerase II. The record is from RefSeq and is a predicted model, not a curated record. Bases 1 to 1002 code for a protein of 333 amino acids. Lineage: Eukaryota; Metazoa; Arthropoda; Insecta; Hemiptera; Aphididae. Gene Ontology annotation, cellular component: transcription regulator complex; nucleus.